UAGACAUUGCCUCCAGGGAGGGGGCGGGCAUGGCGGCCGCGGGGGCCGUGCUGGUGCGCUCCCCGCAGCUGUCGCAGCUGGCGUCCGUGACGCCCGGGCACGGCCCCAGCGCCUGCCGGCUGGAGCUGAGGCCGGAGGCGGCUGACUGCUCCGAGCUCGACUUAGCCGACGCGUUCGCAGUCUGCCGGCCCCAGGACCCCGCCCAGCUGGCGCAGCUGCGGCAGGAGGUGGUGUCGUCCAUGGUGGGCCUGGCGGGUGGCAGGAGCACCGGAUGGCACAACACGAUGACCCUGCCCUACCCGGCCCACCUCGCGGCGGCCCCGGACCAGGCGCACCCGGCCUACCACGGCCGGGCCGACCCCGCCUCGGCGGCGCACGCGGGCCGAGCCGCAGCACCGCGCGACGAGGCGCCGGGGCCCGCCGCGGCCUCUGGCGCGAGCCCCGCGCAGUCGUCGCCGUGCGCAAGCAGCUCCAGCGGCGUGGCCGCGGCGAGCGCCGCGCGGGCUCCGCCGCCGCUGAGGCUGCAGCUGUCGGAGUGCCUCCCCGAUUCGCAGGACACGCCCUCGCUGUUCUCGGAGGACAGCCCCUGGGCGACGGCCGAGGCAUCCGACGGCGAGGCGGCGCGCGGCGCCCCGUGGUGGAUGUGCCCCCCGACGAGCCCCGCCCGGGGGCCCCUGCAGCCCAGGGCCGGGGCGCCCGUGGGCCGCCAGGGCCCCGCCGCCGGGAGGCCCGCGGAGGCGCCCGCCGAGGCAGCGUGCGGCAGGGGCCAGGCGCCCGCCGUCAAGGAGAACCUGGCGCCGCCGCUGUCGGACGUAUCACCCUCCGCGUUCGGCUCCGCCGCUGCCGCCGAGGCGGGUGGGGUGCACGGCACGCCGCCGCCCAAGGACCGGCGGUGCGUGGCCUUCCGCAGCCCCGCCUGCUACGACUCGCCGCCGCCCGCCUCCGAGGCCGCUCGGACCUCUCCGCCGACGAGCGCGACCCCUCCGCCGACGGGCACCGGCGGCCCCGUGACGAGGAGCAGUGCGUUAUCGACCGCGUCGUCGCCCUCUCCUUUGCCAAAUUGGUGUUCUGUCCGCCAUACGUUUAUCGAGGCUCAGAUUCAGCCGGACGAGGACGAAUGGCCUAUCGUCACUACUUCGCGUUCGAAGUCUUCGCCCCCUCAGUUUCAGUUUCAGUGAUGCCCGUCGCCGGCUCAAGAAUUUGAAGCCACUAUCGUUACCCGCUGUUUGGAGAACUAGUGUUCGUGAGGACUAUGCUGGAUGUAGGGGCAUUCAAUUAAUACGUAGCGAAUGCGUUGGCUCGGGUCUCGGGAGAUCCAAGUCGACGAAUCCGGCGGCACGUACAUGGGUGAGUGGUCCAUGCUGGUCUCUCAAAAGUUAUGUUGACAUGUCCGCCUGCUCUCUCCUUGUUUGUUUCUCUCUCUCUCUCUCUCUCUUUCUCUCUCUCUCUCUCUCUUUAUUUUUCUCUCUCCCUCUCUUUCUCUCUUGAAUCGGUAUCUUCGCCCUGGUCUGUCACGCACCGUAACACGAGG
Prorocentrum cordatum is the source of this 1531-nucleotide messenger RNA. NCBI's taxonomy places the organism in Eukaryota, Dinophyceae, Prorocentrales, Prorocentraceae. The record is from the annotation of a GenBank genome assembly.